AUGGAGAGUAAUAGCAAUCAAAGCUCGGUCUCUUUUGUCAAAAUCCCAACGAUUAAGUUCACCAAGCUGUUCAUCAAUGGGGAAUUUGUCGAUGCCGUUUCAGGGAAAACAUUCGAGACAAUAGAUCCGAGAACGGGAGAGAUGAUAGCAAAGGUUGCAGAAGGAGAUAAGGAAGAUGUCGAUUUGGCUGUGAAGGCUGCUCGACAAGCUUUCGACCAUGGCCCAUGGCCUUGCUUGCCAGGCUCUGCAAGAGCAAGAAUAAUGAUGAGAUUUGUGGAUUUAAUUGAGGAAAACGUAGAAGAAUUAGCUGCCCUGGAUACCAUAGAUGCCGGGAAAUUGUUCAGUAUGGGCAAGGCCAUAGACAUUCCUAUGGCAGCAAAGGCCCUUCAGUAUUAUGCAGGUGCAGCUGAUAAGAUUCAUGGAGAAGUACUAAAAAUGUCUCGUGAAUUUCAUGCAUAUACCUUGCGCGAGCCUAUUGGUGUCGCGGGACUCAUCAUCCCCUGGAACUACCCUAGCAUCAUGUUCGUGUGGAGAGUUAGCCCUGCUUUAGCUGCAGGGUGCACCAUGGUUGUCAAACCUGCUGAACAAACUCCUCUCUCUGCUCUCUAUUAUGCUCAUCUUGCUAAGCUGGCUGGUAUCCCUGAUGGAGUGCUCAAUGUUAUAAACGGAUAUGGACCUACGGCUGGGGCAGCCAUUACAUCUCAUAUGGACGUUGAUGCUGUCAGUUUUACCGGCUCCACGGAGGUAGGACGCAAAGUAAUGCAAGCCACAGCAACAAGCAACUUGAAAGUGGUUUCACUUGAAUUAGGAGGCAAGUCACCCCUCAUAAUCUUUGAUGAUGCGGAUGUAGAUAUGGCCGCUCAGCUUGCUAUCUUUGGCAUCCUAUUGAACAAGGUGAAGCUGUUUUCUUUGUUCUGUUAUCUUAAUAAACGUAGCAUUCCUUCUAUAGGCAUAUAUGACGAGGUUGUGAAGAAAUUAGUGGAAAAGGCCAAAGCUUGGGCGGUCGGGGAUCCUUUUGAUCCUAAAGUUCAGCAAGGACCACAGGUCGACAAGAAGCAGUUUGACAAGAUUCUUUCAUACAUUGAACAUGGCAAGAGAGAAGGAGCCACCCUGUUAACAGGGGGUAAGCCCUUAGAUGGGAAGGGAUAUUACAUUGAACCUACGAUUUUCAGUGAAAUUAAGGAAGAAAUGCUUAUUGCAAAGGAUGAAAUAUUUGGGCCUGUUUUGGGGCUGGCAAAGUUCAAUACUGUUGAAGAGGCGAUUAAGAGGGCAAACAGUACUAGAUAUGGACUAGCAGCGGGAAUCGUGACCAAGGACAUCAAUGUGGCUAACACUGUAUCAAGAUCAAUCCGUGCAGGCAGUAUUUGGAUCAACUGCUAUGGUGCUCUCGACUAUGACUGUCCAUUCAGCGGGUAUAAGAUGAGUGGGUUCGGAAGUUGGACUAGAAGCCCUUGACAUUUUUCUUAAAGUCAAGUCGGUUGUAACUCCCCUUUUUAAUACUCCCUGGCUUUGAAUUUAUAAUGUUUGCUACAUAGCAUCAUCAUAACGAUAGUGAUAAAACUU
This is a messenger RNA of Carya illinoinensis, 1563 nucleotides long. Its product is annotated as aldehyde dehydrogenase family 2 member C4-like. Bases 1 to 1455 code for a protein of 484 amino acids. The record is from RefSeq and is a predicted model, not a curated record. The transcript is spliced from 9 exons. NCBI's taxonomy places the organism in Eukaryota, Viridiplantae, Streptophyta, Magnoliopsida, Fagales, Juglandaceae. Gene Ontology annotation, molecular function: aldehyde dehydrogenase (NAD+) activity.